Molecule: messenger RNA, 1399 nt
Organism: Vitis vinifera (wine grape)
Lineage: Eukaryota; Viridiplantae; Streptophyta; Magnoliopsida; Vitales; Vitaceae
Product: 2-oxoglutarate-Fe(II) type oxidoreductase hxnY
Exons: 11
Coding region: 33-1154 (373 amino acids)
Source: RefSeq, a predicted model, not a curated record
CGCACAACAAUCCAUAGGGACCUUGGAAUUCCAUGGAAUUCCAAAACUUGGGUUUGGAAAUGCUAUUUAUUUGGCAGGCCAAAACAUACUUUUCCCAAUUCAAAAUACGUGGUUCUAGGAAAUCGGAAUUUGUUUUACGGGAAAUGGAAAAUCGGGGGCAGAGCUUUUCAGUGCUCAACUGUAUUGAUCUCUCCAGUCCAGACAUUCACAAAUCCGUUUCUUUACUCAAGCAGGCAUGUUUGGAUUCUGGAUUCUUCUAUGUGAUCAAUCACGGAAUCAGCCAGGAAUUUAUGGACGAGGUUUUCGCCCAAAGCAAAAGGUUUUUCACUUUGCCGUUGAGCGAGAAAAUGAAGCACCUAAGGAACGAGAAGCAUCGAGGCUACACUCCUGUUCUCGACGAAGUUCUAGAUCCUGAAAAUCAAGUGAAUGGGGAUUACAAGGAGGGAUAUUAUAUUGGUGUUGAAGUGCCCGAACAUGAUCCAAAAUCAGAAAAGCCUUUUUACGGGCCAAAUGUCUGGCCUGCUGCAGAUCGCUUGCCAGAAUGGAGGCAGACUAUGGAGAAAUUCCAUCAAGAGGCGCUUGAGGUGGCUAAAGCAGUUGCACGGAUCAUAGCUCUUGCCCUUGACCUUGAACGUGAUUUCUUUGAUAAACCAGAAAUGCUUGGUGACCCUAUUGCAACCUUGCGCCUACUGCAUUAUGAAGGUGGAAAUCAAAUUGAAGGUCAAAUCUCUGAUCCCUUGAAGGGAAUAUAUGGAGCAGGUGCACAUUCUGACUAUGGCCUGAUUACCCUCUUGGCAACAGAUGAUGUCCUAGGACUUCAAAUAUGCAAGGAUAAGGACGCUAGACCUCAGACAUGGGAAUAUGUAGCGCCAUUAAAAGGAGCGUUUAUAGUGAAUCUUGGUGAUAUGCUGGAGCGCUGGAGCAACUGUAUUUUCAAGUCCACAUUGCACCGGGUUCUAGUGCAUGGUCCAGAGAGAUAUUCUAUUGCCUACUUUGUGGAACCUAGUCAUGAUUGUCUUGUUGAAUGCUUGCCAACCUGCAAGUCAGAUAAAAACCCUCCCAAAUUUCCUCCAGUCAAAUGUGGGACUUACCUGACCCAGCGCUACAAGGAUACUCAUGCUGAUCUGAAUUUGUACACUAAACAUCAAGCUUGAAAAAAUUUGCCAUGAAAUUUCCAUUCUGGGAGGCUGGGAGUCAAGCUGCCUAGUACCUUUAUAUGAAAUAAUGAUUCAGUUAAGUUAUAGUGGAUAGGGGAAGGUGUAUUAAUGGCAGUGGUCCUUUUUGCCUGAAUAGCCUUCCAAUUCAAUGUGCUCAAAAGGUUGAGCAUCGUCCCUACAUAAUAAUGUAAUCCUUGUUCCCAUCAUUGAUGAUUUACAGAGUAGUAAGACUCUUUCUUUCA